GCUGGAGGAGAAGGGCACUACUUUUUGCCAGGUGCCGCCGGUCACACAACCUUCCAGAGGCUCAUGGCGAAGCAUUUUCAUCUAUGGACAGGACAGGGUUCCUGAGAGCCAGAGUGCCACAAAGAGGAUUCCCAUCGCCCAGUGUGAAUGACAACAAUAUGAGGCUGCCUAAACGCUGUGGAUCACACAGGUGUAUGCUGGUCUCUAUUGUGGUGUUAGGUUUGGGGUAUUUGGCGCUGGUUUCUCUGCCUCUGUUUGAGACAAAGACAAGCAAACCUCUGGACUGGUCCGUGUCCCCUGCACAUCAGAAGCUUGUCCAGGCAUAUGUGCACAGUGUCCUGGAGGGUCAGUGCCGUCCUGGCAGUGCCAGACAGAGUCUGUCUGCAAGGCUUCCCGCUUCUAGUCAAGUAACCCAGCCGUUCCUGUGGAAGAACACUGCCCUUACUGAUGACCUCUUCCUGUUUCCUCCACCAUUUGGCUUCAAAGGCCUUAAGGGCGAGCUACAGGACCUGUUGAACCUGAUGCCAGAUUCUGACUCUGCCCCCCAGCUGGAGAAGAAAUGCCGCCGCUGUGUGGUCAUGGGUAAUGGAGGCAUUCUGAGAGGCCUGGCGCUGGGCCCACUGAUGGACCGUUUUGACAUCAUUAUCAGGUUAAACAGCGGUCCUCUGGGAGAGUUCAGUGUUGACGUGGGGAACCGAACCAGCAUCCGAAUGAGUUACCCAGAGGGCACGCCACACCACUGGACUGACACAGACAAGGACACUUUGUUUGUAGCUGUGGUUUAUAAAACUGUAGACAUCAACUGGAUCUCUGCUAUGAUCAGCAAACACACUCUGUCACUGUGGGACCGGAUUUUCUUCUGGCAGAAGGUUCCACAUCAAAUCCCCCUUGAACCCCGAAGGUUCAGACUUCUAAAUCUGCAAGUCAUCAAAGAGACUGCAAUGGACCUCCUGAAAUACUCUUCACCAAAACCACGUCUGUGGGGCUGGGACCAGAACGUCCCCACCCUCGGAGUGUCUGCACUGAAUUUGGCCAGUAUGCUGUGUGAUGAGGUCAGCCUGGCAGGCUUUGGGUACAACAUAUCCCAGCAGGCAGCACCGCUGCACUACUAUGACAGCCAGCCAAUGACUGCCAUGCUGCAGCAGAAGAUGCAUAAUGUGGACAGAGAGACCGAACUGCUACAGAGCCUGGUCAAACAGGGAGCCAUCACCGACCUGACAGGGGGGAUUCACUGCUCCUUCUGCACCAGUUGAGGGGGUUGUCUCGAGCCGGGCUGUGCCGGGCCA
Molecule: messenger RNA, 1286 nt
Organism: Myripristis murdjan (pinecone soldierfish)
Lineage: Eukaryota; Metazoa; Chordata; Actinopteri; Holocentriformes; Holocentridae
Gene: st3gal5
Product: ST3 beta-galactoside alpha-2,3-sialyltransferase 5
Exons: 8
Coding region: 84-1253 (389 amino acids)
Molecular function (GO): lactosylceramide alpha-2,3-sialyltransferase activity
Source: RefSeq, a predicted model, not a curated record